Cyprinodon variegatus (sheepshead minnow) is the source of this 465-nucleotide messenger RNA. RefSeq names its product myelin-oligodendrocyte glycoprotein-like. The coding region runs from base 31 to 465 and encodes 144 amino acids. NCBI's taxonomy places the organism in Eukaryota, Metazoa, Chordata, Actinopteri, Cyprinodontiformes, Cyprinodontidae. The transcript is spliced from 2 exons. The record is from RefSeq and is a predicted model, not a curated record.
AGUGUUCAGACUAUAACUAACUCCAGCAGUAUGAACAUGGAUAAAAUACUUCUGAGCUUCCCUUUGUUUUUAUUUGUUCCCUUUUCCUCUCCAACUCCAGCUCAGGGUCAUUAUAAGGUGACAAGCUCCCAUCAGCCAAUUGUUGCUGCUCCAGGUGAAAACGUCACCCUCCUGUGCCAGGUGGAGCCUCGGUUUGACAUGGUGGACAUGACAGUGGAGUGGUCAAAGCCUAAAGGAAAUGGAUAUGUGCAUCUUUACAGAGACAACCGUGAGGUUCCAGACAUGAAGAUCUUAUCCUAUAAGGGCAGGACGGCGCUGCUGACUGACAGCCUAAGAAAUGGCGACAUAGCACUCACCAUCACCAAUGUGACGGCUGCAGAUGAGGGCCAAUACAAAUGCUUCAUACCAAAGUUAAAUGGACAGAUCAAAUCUUCUAUUGUUCGCCUUGUAAUUGGUGAGUCGUGA